Saccostrea echinata is the source of this 5266-nucleotide messenger RNA. RefSeq lists its product as uncharacterized. Lineage: Eukaryota; Metazoa; Mollusca; Bivalvia; Ostreida; Ostreidae. The transcript is spliced from 8 exons. Bases 82 to 5157 code for a protein of 1691 amino acids. The record is from RefSeq and is a predicted model, not a curated record.
CAGAAGCGUUCCGAGAGUUAGAUUUGGUGUGAACGAGAAGUCUUGCCCAAUGGGUUGGAAAACAUAAGAAAACUAGGCAUCAUGUCAGAACACCCUUGCCAUAAUCUCAGCAAUACAGAGAAACAGAUCUUUACAUGUCGCCAUUGCAUGGCCAAGUUCUAUGACCCUAUUCAAAGAUGGCGUCAUAGUAAGAGCUGCAAAAAAGAAGCUCCACCAAAAAGCAAAGAUGUAUCGCCAUCACCAAAUGGUACAAGCAAAAGGGAAUACCCUGCAGAGCAUGCAGCAAAAGCUGGGACAAGCAAAAAACGACAGAAGAAAGAAAACCCUCUCAACUGUCUCAUUUGUAAAUCUGUCUUCAACACCCUUGAAGAGAUGAAAGAGCAUGUCAAACAGCCAUGUAACAAGCCAUUUGUUCCAAAAUCCCAGUCACUGGGACAACCCAAUCCAGAUUUAGAGAAUUUUGAACAUCAACUUCAACAGCUACGGGAUGCAAAGGGGGAUGAUAUGGCCACCAAUCAAAUUGAGUCGUUGCUAAAAGCAGCUCAAACUUUGCACAAGCAGCAACAGGAGCAACAAAGGCAGCAAGCACAGCAGCUACAGAAUGUUGAAACCGAGGUGAUACCAGAUGGAGGUAAUCCAGAUUGGUUGUAUAACCAGGGUGAACCAGUGUUGUGUAGUAUGGAAGAAUAUGGAGGUCCUGGAUUUCCUAAUUACUCCUCCAUAGAUGGAUCAGAUGGGAUGCAUGUGGUACGAGUUGAGCAGGUAUCCUCAACUCCCCCCAUUGACGAGGAUCGUAGUCUCCAUACACCUCCCAUAAGCCUCACAACAGAGGAAUAUCACCAACUACCUUCUCAGGAAAUCACCUUGACCUCGUCCGGGCAAGAAGCAUUUGUAAACCAUGCUCCAACGACACUUUGUGGACCAGUUAACGUCAACACUGAGAAAGGCCACCUGCAAGCUUCAUUUGAAAUUUGCAAAAACAAUACACAGGGAUGCUCAUCCAAUGACGAGUACAUCCUUUCAACUGUUGGCAUAGUUGAAAACUUGCAGCCACAGACUAUGGCCACUCAGGAAGAACUGAACACUACUAUUGUUAAUCCUGUUGUUCUGCCUAGUGUUUUGCCAAGUGUUAAUCCAGGUGUUAUUCCUAGUGAAGUCAGACUAGUGGGAAGUGAUGGUGUGACAGUCACAGUGGUCCUUUCUUCUGACACAUCCAGUGAGGUGGUGCAGAAAACAGGAAAUCCAGUGGAUGAGUUUGAUCUCAUUUCACAGGUUAUAGGUGAAGAUUUGAAUGAACAAAGGCCAGUUGACGAAAAAUCCAGAAAAGAUUCAUGUAAUUCAAAAAUUGCUGACACAGCAACAAAUUGUGAUGCAAACAAAGCACCAAAGUUCAGUUUUUCUCCUGUUUCUAAUUUUGUUGAGCUUAAAAACUCUGCAGAAAGUGAGCAAGCAGUUGCAAGUGAACAAGGCACCAUAACUGAAGAAAGAAAAUAUUCUAAUACCUCUGAAAAUUUGAAACACAAUGCUGAUGUCAAUGAACUAGCCACCAUUAAUAGUAAUGGAGAAGAUAAAUUAAAAUCGAAAGAAUGUUUAAAUUCCCAAAAUGAUGAACAAAUUAUUGGAUCCCAUUUAGAGCAAUUAACUUCAGCAACAGCAGUAAACAAAUGUUUAUCAGAUGGCGAAAAAGAGUCAAAAAAUGAAAAAUCUUUUAACUUUCAAGAAAUUGAAAAGAGUCAUGACUGUGAAAAUCAAAAAGCAGUUCAAAAUGAAAGAGAUCAUAAACUAGAAUCUGAUUCUCAAAUCUCUCCCAAGGAAAAAAAUUCUGAAACAUAUGUCAAGUCUGUAUCUGAAGUGAAAGUGAUCAAAAAGAAACCCAGAACUGAACGAAUUCCAAAGUGUAGAGUUUGUGAUAAGCAGUUCAAAACAACUGAGCUGCUUCGAAAACACAAUAAAGUUCCAUGCAUGAUAAGACUGACAAGGAAUCUCACACAGAAAGUGUUGAGGCCAAAGAGACUAGAAAAACCAGUGCCUCUACAAACAAAGAAAAAGAAGAAACAGAAACCAGUCCCAAAUAAGCCAAAAAUGAUCACACUUAUUAACAGAAGGUUUUCAGAUACCAGUCUAGAUUUCAGAAAGGACAAAAAAGGAAAGUUGAAGACAAGAAGGAAAUCUUUGUAUGACUUUAACUUCUGCAUAACAAGAAGUAGUGACUAUAGAAAUGCAAGUUUAGACGUUUUAGUACAGUAUGACUCUCUAGAUGAGAAAGAACAGCAUUUCUUUCAUUUAGGUCUUGUUGCAAAAGUUCAUCUACCAACAGACUACAAGACUCCAAAGUCUCUUAUCAAACAUGUUUUGAAAGAAAAUGGGUCUCGAGUAUUACAGGAUGUUGUAGAAGAAGAAGAUGUGCAUUCUCUGAUAGAUGAACCCCCAGUUUUGGAGAAAGUAGUUGACGCAGCGGGCAGAAUACAGGAGGAUAUCUACAUUUUGAGGGAUGAAAUCAACCAUGAUAUAGAACCACCUGUUCUGAUGACUGUAGAAGAGUUAAAUAGAAGUUGUCCAAGUGUUGAAGAAGGUAGUUCACUGGCAGUCUUGGAAUGCCCAUCUUUAAGUAACUCUGAUGAUAUUCACUUUAAUAGCACCAAGGGGCCUAUGAAGGAUAAUGUCAAUAACACUAAUGAACUUAAUAAGGAGAAUAAUUUUGAGCGUGAAAAUGUUUUAGUAAAAUCACAACUGACGGAACAAAAUUCAAAACCUUGCACCCCAAGCAAAGUUGAAAAUUCAUCUGAGAAAUUUCCUAUGACAGAAGUUGUGUCACCCCUAAAAUCUCCAAACAAAACUCUUGGUGAAAGACAUUUCUUAGAUGCAAUAGAUGUAUCAAGUGACACGUUUUCAGAUGAAUCAGAAUUCACUAAAACCAAGCUAAGAGAUGAUGCCACAAAACCAUCAUAUAGUGUGACAGUGGGAUUGCAGACAGACAUACCAACAGCAACAGAUAAAAUCAUGUAUCCAAGAUCCUCUUUCAUCCUGAAGUGCCUUAAGAGGUUAGAAAAUAAGCACAAAAAUGUUCCAAACCCUAAACCCUUGACUCAAAAACAGAAUUCAGGAAGGAAAAAUUUAUUUGAAAGUCUGGAAAAUGUUUCUAGAGAUUCAAAAACUGUUUGCAAGUCUAAUAACAUUACUUAUCACAAAGAAAACCAGAGGAAAAAUUUAACACAAUCUUGCAGUGAAAAAAGAGAUGCUUCUGACAAUGCUGUAGAAGAAGUCAUAGUGUAUCCAAAACCAGUUGACCCCAAAAAAUUAGAACAUAACAAGCCAACUUUUACAAUUCCUUCAAAUGAAGAGAUUUUAACAUAUGCAGAUGACAAUGUUGUAAUUAGAAAACCACCCGAGCUAGAUUCAGUUAGUCCAGAGAAUGGGAGGGAUCUUCUUCAGAUCAUUGCAAAGACUCUAGGGAUCUUUCCAUCAACAAAACCCAAACAUGAAGAGAGUCAUUUGAAUGAAACGCCAAAGAGAUACAAGGAAAAGUGCCAAGAAGAUGUAGUAAACCAGAAAGAUGGAAUGCAGAUAAUUGUCAUGAAUAAUACAGCUGAGUCUAAUGAAUAUACCAUGGGUAUUGAUGUCAUAAAUGUUCCCAAAAGCAUCAAUGAUGAGCUGAAGGAAGCUGCAUCAGAGUUAGAAAGUAAAGUUGUCUUUGAAGAUGAUGGAUCUCAAAGGCUUCAUUUCUGUGAUGAUAGUGCAGCUUUGGUUGGAGGACACUCUGUACAGCAGGGAGUAGGAACAAGCCAUAACGUACCAGGGGAUAUAUCAAUACCUGAAGAAGUUUAUGAAUUUCUUGAAGAUUACAACACUAUUCAACCCAGUGCUUCUAAAACUGAUCAAAUACCUACAUUUGUAACCCAGGAUAAUACAGUCAAUAACAGCAUUCAUCUGAUACCUGGUCCUCAAGUUAAAGCCAGUGAAGUUGUGGAUAUACAUUUCAGUUUUUGUUCUAGUGAGUCAUUAGUUCCUCAACCAAAUUCUCAUGUUUUUUCUUUAUCAAAGUCCAAUGAUGAGACUUCCAUUAUUCCAGCAAAUCAUAUACAAAGUAACAAAGAGCAAGAAGCAACAAGUGCAGAAAUUUCCUCCAUAAAAACAGGGGAAUUGAGGAGUCAGCAAUUAGAAAAACCAUAUUUGCAAAGUCAUGGGGAUUUACCAAUGUAUGCAAUUCCAGUUGGGGUUAUUUCAGAUGAUAACCAGAACAAGAAACAAAUUAACAUUCCCCAAAAUGAGCAUGCUGCUUCAACUUUCCUUUCUCCUAAUCAGCAUAUUAAUACUUGCAAAAUGUCAAGCUCCACAACAGUAUACGAAGAAGGAAGAAUUCAGGUUCUUCAGACAUCUAACCAAGAAUAUGUGAUAGAAGAAUCUCAGAUAAAACCAGCAUUUUCUGACUCUGAUGUGUUUGUCAUUGGAAAAGUUCCUGUUAAUGAUAAAGAGAUUACGAGUUUACCCUCAAGUAUUCCAGACACCAAUCCAGAUCCAGAUCAGCUCUGGAACAGGAUCUUGGAGGAUUACAAGACAGAGUGUCUUCAGAACCAGAGAACAGAACAAAACAAUUACCUUGGUUCUGGAUCAAUUUUCAAUACCCCGAAACAGCAUCAUAGACCAAGGACUUUAAGUAACAUAGAAAUCAAUACAAACCCAUUCAUUUCAAAACCAGAACUAACCAGAAGUUACAGCCAUAGUGCUAAUUCAUCAUUUUGUGAUAGAUCAAACCAGAAACUUCGUAACUGUGAUAAUCGUGAUGAACUCCCUUCCAUGACUUGCUCCUUCUCACCCACUAACAACAGUCAUUCAUUAAAACUGAUAUUCAGAAAGGAAAAAUCACCACAAGAACAGAAAACUCCCACAAGUAUAAAUUAUAGUGAACAAGUAAGUAGGGUUCCAGAUCGAAAUUUUCAGGAAAAUGUUAGUGAAUCUAAUAUGUCUUCAGCUUUGUCUGAUCCAUCCUCUACUAAUGUGGAAGGCUCUGAGGAGGAGGGAGAUUCCUUACCCUACAUGAUAGUGGACACAGGGGUAGAAAUUUGUAGGAAGGCACUUGGUGCUGAGGAAGAUGAAGACAUGUCAGAAGAUGAAUGGGCUUUAGAAAAAGAAACAGAUUCACAGGAUGCAGUGACUUAAGAAUUUUCAGUAAUAUUAAUAAUAUCUUAACUGGGUAAUUAUGGCAAGUCUUUCUUAUAAAUGUAAUGUAGUUUUUUGUGUAAUAUUAUGUAAAGUCCCUUUUAAUACA